Molecule: messenger RNA, 582 nt
Organism: Salvia hispanica
Lineage: Eukaryota; Viridiplantae; Streptophyta; Magnoliopsida; Lamiales; Lamiaceae
Product: transcription factor PRE3-like
Biological process (GO): regulation of DNA-templated transcription; regulation of growth
Molecular function (GO): protein dimerization activity
Source: RefSeq, a predicted model, not a curated record
UUCUUUCUACUCAACUACAAACUUAGUACUGUGUUUUUACACUACUUUCCUACUAAUUUAUCCUCUCUUCCUUUCCACUACUAGCUCAACUCUAUUCACUUCUCACCAUACUAUAUAUACAGCCUUAGUUUCGUCUAAUUAAUUUAUCCUCUCACAUUUCACAUUAAUCUCACGUAUACAUAAAAUGUCGAGCCGAAGAUCAAGAUCUGGAUCUUCAAGGAUCACAGAAGAUCAAAUCAACGAUCUCGUCUCCAGGCUUCAGCAACUUCUUCCCGAGAUGCACAAUAGACGCUCUGACAAGAAGUCGGCGACCAAAGUGUUGCAGGAGACAUGCAACUACAUUAGAAGCUUGCACAGAGAAGUUGAUGAGUUGAGUGAGAGGUUGUCCGAAUUGCUUGAAAACGCAGACACAACUCAAGCUGAUCUUAUUAGAAGCUUACUAAUGCACUAGCUAGUUUUAAUAUUCCAUAUUUUUUCGACUUUGAAUUUUAAUUGCUAUUUUCUCCGCCAAUCAUCUCCUGUAAUUUGUUUCUAGAGUUGUUUCAUGCUACGUAGACGAGGAUUUAAUGUAAUAAAAUUAAA